This is a messenger RNA of Trypanosoma conorhini, 1821 nucleotides long. RefSeq lists its product as uncharacterized. Gene Ontology annotation, molecular function: protein binding. The transcript has a single exon. The record is from RefSeq and is a predicted model, not a curated record. The coding region runs from base 1 to 1821 and encodes 606 amino acids. NCBI's taxonomy places the organism in Eukaryota, Euglenozoa, Kinetoplastea, Trypanosomatida, Trypanosomatidae.
AUGUCUGAGGAUGCGCAAUGGCAAAGGCAGCCGCAAAAUUAUAAGGCUUCGUGGCUUUUAAAACAGGCGGAGUGGCGCUUUGCGUGGGACAGGCGUUUCUUUGUACAGUACGGUCUGCGUUUGGCGUACCGUGUGGAUGAGAAUGAGGCGGAAAAGAAGGCCGGCUACGUCGUCUCCCUGCAGCGCAUCGUGGGCCCGCCGGAGUCACACACCUUCCGUGUGUGGCUAAAGGAAGGGGCCUGUUGGACACUCCGAGCUGAAACGGAGGAGGAGCACCGGGAGUGGACGAACAGCAUCGCCGCCGCUCUAGUGCAGAGCGCGGCGGAGGAGCUUUGUAAUGUGCGCGAGGGCCUCGUCCUGAAAAAGGGGGCAUGGACGGGGCAAUGGAGGCAACGGUACUUGGAGCUGGAUGAAUACCGUCUGGCUUACAGGCUCAACAAGGAAAGCGAGGUGCGAAAUCGCUUUGUUAUAGUGGCGGCUGAUGCAUCCGCUGACGAGGGCGGAGAGAUGCAGCUGCUCGUAACAACAAGCUGUGGGAAACAGUUUUGGCUGAAGUUUGCGAGUACAGAGCAGUUUAACGACUGGAGGGCUGUGAUCAUGCGAGGACUGCGGCGAGCCAUGCCGUGGCAUUGGAUGGCGCUUGCCCCCUCACACACUUACGGGUACGCCCCACUUCGGGUGCAGUACCACGCGAGCGCUGCUUGCAGUGGACCUGCUGUGUACUGUUACGGUGGUACGCAAACCUUGUCCCCGCGUCGCUUUUUUGAGGCAGCUAAAAUCUUUCUACCCGAUGUCUCUCGAGAGACAGUUUCGCGACAACUCUCUUGUAUAAAGCUUGCCGGGGAGCACAAAUGCACCCCUCUAGAAAUUAUUCCAUAUGAGGAGAACGCGCACGCGAAGCUACUACCCCCGCCUUUAUUUGGCGCGUCCUUGUGUACGCUGAAAGCAACGGGUGAAGCACCAUCAUCGUCGUUGCCCAACGCUGGCGCAUUAACUCCGCCGUUGGAGUGUCUGCUGCUUGUGGGGGGGCGCAGCGAAACUUGUGUUUUUCGCGACGUUACCGUUGAAGUCUGGUGGUGCGUGCUGCGGGGCUCGUCCUCCAAGUGGCAGCGGGGCUCUUAUGAUGCAGAUGUGCUUCCACACCGUACUUUUCAUACCUUGACCGCAAGAAAUUCGAGGUCGGCGGUACUUGUUGGUGGAUUAGACGACAUGAAUCGUGUUUGCGCGGAGUGUUUUGUUAUUUUCUGGCCUGAAGGUGAGACGGAGGCCUUCGCUACGCCUCCCGUUGUGAAGUUUUUGGGUUACCUUCCAGAGCCUCGUGCAUUUCACGUUUGCCUGACGCUGCUCGAUGGUUCACUUUUCGUGUUUGGGGGUCGUGGUGUUGUGCAUAAUCCCGCGGCGUGUGGUCACUUUCUUUCCCUCUCAGGUACAGAGUCGGAGUGGAAAAAGUUGCCCGUGGAGCCGCCUUUGCCUCUGCUGAAUCAUGUGUGUGCGGCGGAGGCUGCUUCUGCCAGCGGGCAGCAGCGGGUAUUUGUGUUGGGGGAGACGUGCACCUCGUACCCCACUCUCAGGCUGUUUCAGCUGACGUUGCAAUCCGCGUUUGCUGUCUCAACAGAAGUCUUACUUACCGUUGGCGCCGCCCCACGGCGCUGCUGUGGAGCUACAAUGCACCAUGCCGAGGGCUACCUUUACCUAUUGGGCGGCUGCUACGGUGGCAGCCAGCGCAACGAUCAGGGUCAGAUGGUGGGGUUUCAGGAUCCUGUUCGUAUGCUCAUUGGCGACAGCGAGGGAGAUGGACUCGCCACCACCAACCGUGAAUGA